AUGAAAUAUCAUCUUGCAAAAAUCCCUGGACAAAUUAAAGUCUGUAACAAAGUAACUGAAGAUGUUGAGCUUCAAUGCAAAAGACUUUUGGAGGAAAACAAAAAAAAUAAGGCAGAAAAAAGAAAAUUUACAUCUGAGUGUUAUGAUGUGGAAAGUGAAAGAGAAGCGGAAGAAGAGGGUGAAGCGCCUAAUCCUGUACAACCUCCGGCUCCUGCAACAAUGGGAGACAAAGGAAAGAGAAGAGCGAUUGCUGCUACUCCAAUUGGAAGUUAUUUUAAGGAAAGGACUACGCCAGGCUCUCAACCAGCUUUGAAAAGUGUCUUGGCCAGUAAACAAGUUAAACACAAGGUUAAGUUGGGGCUUGCAAGAUGGAUCAUUGAUGCACGGAUUCCAUUCAAUGCAAUUCAAUCGCCUUACUUUCAACCUGCCUUGGACGGCGUUGCUGCAAUUGGACCUGGUUUCAAGGGACCGUCGUAUGACGAAAUGAGAGUUUAUUUGCUGGCCGAUCUUAAGAAGGAGUGUCAGUUACUUGUUGAAGGUUAUAGGAGCUCAUGGAAAAGGGAAGGAGUGUCGUCUGUUGAUGCUUCUGAUAUGAUAAAAACUGCCGAUACCUUGUUUAAAUUGUUUGCUGAGGUUAUUGAGUGGGUUGGGUCUAGUAACAUUGUGCAUGUGGUUAUUGAUAAUGCUGCGAAUUAUGUAUCUGCUGGAGAACUCAUUCAUGAAAAGUAUCCAAACAUUUUUUGGUCUCCUUGUGCUGCUCAUUGCAUCAAUCUUAUCUUAAAAGACAUAGCAAGUCUUCCUCACAUAGCUGACCUUGCCUCUCGUGCUUCAAAAGUGACUGUCUUUGUUUACAAUCAUAUGAUUUUCUUGUCAUGGCUUAGAAAAAGAAAAGAGUGGAAAGAAAUUGUUCGACCAGGUAUAACACGUUUUGCUACUGUUUUCAUUACUUUGAAAAGUAUAUAUGAUCAUAAACAAGACUUGCAAGCAUUGGUGAUUGACAAAUAA
Arachis duranensis is the source of this 1005-nucleotide messenger RNA. RefSeq lists its product as uncharacterized. Lineage: Eukaryota; Viridiplantae; Streptophyta; Magnoliopsida; Fabales; Fabaceae. The transcript has 2 exons. The record is from RefSeq and is a predicted model, not a curated record. Bases 1 to 1005 code for a protein of 334 amino acids.